Messenger RNA from Funneliformis geosporum, 357 nucleotides. Lineage: Eukaryota; Fungi; Glomeromycota; Glomeromycetes; Glomerales; Glomeraceae. The record is from the annotation of a GenBank genome assembly.
AUGAGUGAUGAACUCCAAAUAUUCCACUAUACAUUUAAUACAUUUAAUGAAGAUAAUGAAAAUAGACAACCAAAAAGGAGGUUGCCAAACAUGUUCAUUUCCUAUCGCAAAGAAAUGAUGAAGCAUAAACCUUCUAAGAUGCCAAUGGGCGAGUACAGCAGAUUGGUAUCCAAAUGGUGGAAGCAACUAUCGGAAUCAGAUAAAUCAAAAUGGCAAAGGCGCUAUCACAUAAGCAGAGAUCAAAACCUCCUCCUUCCGGCUACAAAAGAUGAGCCCGUAUCAAAACAUUUGAAAAAAGAUUGCUUUUUGAUUGAAAUUCCUUCAAAGCAUGCGUUAAAUAGCAUAGAGGAUUUUUAA